Messenger RNA from Salvia splendens (bonfire salvia), 2854 nucleotides. Its product is annotated as probable transcriptional regulator SLK2. The record is from RefSeq and is a predicted model, not a curated record. The coding region runs from base 391 to 2688 and encodes 765 amino acids. NCBI's taxonomy places the organism in Eukaryota, Viridiplantae, Streptophyta, Magnoliopsida, Lamiales, Lamiaceae. The transcript has 10 exons.
UUUCUUUCCCCUUUUCUUAUCACAAGUAAGUUUAUACAAAUUUCUAAAUUGAUCACUUCAAUUGCAGACCUCUGUGCAUUCCCGAAUCUGGGUUGUUUGUGAAUUUUCGAAAUGAGAUGAACUAAUUUGACGCUUAACAUGAGAAAGAAACAAAGUUGCGUGAGGAAAUCCGAAGUAAUUAACAUCGAAUUGGGUUUGAUUGAUGGCUCAUUUACUUUUCUGAUUGGAAUUCCACGUUCUGGAUCUGCAAGUAUCUUAGGUGAGAAAAAUGGCAUAGAUGACCGAAGUUUUGGGGGAUAUUUGUUUAGCUGGUUUGAACUGUUGUAGCCAUUGUGUUAGAUUCUGAUUUCUGAGUACUGGAGCUGAUUGUUCGUUGGAUCCCUGUUACGGAUGGUGCCUUCGAGGGUGGCCGUAGGAACGGCUCAAUUAUCUUCAAGCUCAGGAGUUUUCUUUCGAGGGGAUGGACAAGGCCAGUUUCCGGGAAAUUCCCAGCCCAGUUCAUUGAGUUCACUACCUGGUCCCUUUUCUGGGGAUGUCAGCAAUAUAGUCUUGAACAGUUUGGCAAGCUCUGGCCCCAGUGUUGGGGCAAGUUCUUUGGUUACUGAUGCGAACUCGGGGCUUUCAGGAGGUCCCAACCUUCAAAGAAGUGCUAGUGUUAAUACCGAAUCUUACAUGCGCUUGCCUGCCUCGCCUAUGUCAUUCUCAUCUAAUAAUAUUAGCAUUUCAGGCUCUUCUGUCAUGGAUGGAUCCUCAGUUGUGCAACAAAGUUCGAAUCAAGAUGCUGUUUCGCAGCACAGCCAGCAGCAUCAUGGAGUUUCUAGUGCCACGUCUUUGCCACGCACGGGACAGCUUCAGUUUCCUGGUGGUGCAAGUGUGCACGGUUCUUUCGCCCUCGACCAAGCUACAAUGUCUCAGCUGCAGAAAAAACCCCGUUUGGAUAUAAGGCAGGAAGAUAUUGCGCAGCAGCAGGUUUUGCGGCAGCUAUUUCAGAGACAAGAUUUCAUGCAUUUACAGAACUCGAAUCCUCAAUUGCAAGCUUUGAUUCAGCAACAGAGACUGAGGCAGCAAGAGCAACUGAUUCUACAGGCUAUGUCGCCAAUGCAGCGGGUUCAGCUAUUGCAGCAACAGCAGCAGUUGCAGUCAAGACACCAGCUUCAAAUGCAGGGAAUGCCAUCUUCAACUGCAGUUCAACCUAAUGAUGGUGGUGUAUGCUCUCGUCGUCUAAUGCAAUAUCUGUAUCACCAUCGACAACGUCCUGCUGACAAUACCAUUGUCUAUUGGAGAAAUUUUGUGGCAGAGUUUUACUCUCCACGUGCGAAGAAGAGAUGGUGUCUAUCACUGUAUAAUAGCGUUGGGCAGCAUUCACUCGGGGUGUUUCCUCAGGCUGCAAUAGAUGCAUGGCAGUGUGACAUUUGUGGCUCAAAAUCUGGAAGGGGGUUUGAGGCAACUUUUGAAGUGCUCCCUAGACUCGAGGAGAUCAAGUUUGCCAGUGGUGUAAUUGACGAGCUACUGUUCCUGGACCUGCCUCGUGAGAGUAAAUUCCCUUCGGGAAUAAUGAUGCUGGAGUAUGAAAAGGCAGUUCAAGAAAGUGUGUAUGAGCAACUCCGUGUGGUCCGUGAGGGUCAUCUUCGCAUUCUUUUCACCCCUGAUUUAAAGAUUUUGUCUUGGGAGUUUUGUGCCCGGCGUCAUGAAGAACUUCUUCCUCGUCGAAUUGUUGCAUCCCAGGUUAAUCGAUUGCUACAGGUCGCCCAGAAAUGUCAAAGCACGAUAGCUGAGAGCGGAGCUGAUGGUGUUUCCCAUCAAGAUUUACAGGCGAACAGUGCUAUGGUCAUAACAGCCGGGCUCCAACUUGCUCGGAGUUUGGAGUUACAGUCGGUGAAUGAUCUUGGCUUCUCCAAGAGACAUGUCCGGUGCCUGCAGAUAGCGGAUGUCGUUAGUAGCAUGAAAGAUUUAAUGGAUUUCUGCAGUGACCAAAAGAAAGGCCCUAUAGAGGGCUUGAACAGUUUCCCCAGAUUUUCUUCUGCGUCCCGGGUCCAGGUGACAGAUCACAACACACUCAACAAGCUCAUGGCAUUGCAUCCUGGGCUCAGUAGCCAGCAUCCGGGGAGUCGAGGAGCUCUAACUGGAUCAGCACCUGGUGGUCUUGCAAUGACUAACUACCAGAAUUUGCUGAUGAGACAGAACUCAAUGAACUCAACUAAUAGCGUAAAUCAGCACGAGGGGUCUUCUUCUUCUGUCCCCACAACUCCUGGGUCUUCAGGUGCUUUUCCGGGAAUGCUUCAGAAUCCGCAGAUUGGUAGCCAAGCAUCACAGAAACAGCAGAGUCAACCUCUGCUCGCACAAAACAACCAAACACUACAACAUCAGAUGCUUCAGCAGUUUCUGCAUGACAUGAACAGAAAGAACAAUGGGGGAGCAGCCGUGCAGAUUCAAAACCAAGAUUCAAUGUUGAAAGCUCAACCACAGCCCCCAAGCAGAGGCAAUAGUUUCAAAGAUGCUUCUUUCAAGAGUGAAUCUUCAGCAUCUGUUGGUCAUAUGGGAUAUGGCUAUGACCAGAAAUCGUCAUAUUUUCCAGAGAGCCUUCGUUCUUCUGAUGAGAUGGUUCCGGACAUUGCCCACGAGUUGAUCGAAAACGGCUUCUUCAACAAUGAUCUUGAUGAAAGCAUGAACUUCAGCUGGAAGGGAUAACUAAUCUGUGUGUUAUUUUAUAGUAUACAUAUAUACAGAUUCUGAGGGAGUGUAAUAUCGAUAAUGUGUUUAUAUAGGCUGGUUUCACUUGGGUUUCAUUUGACUGUGUUUUGCAUAUUUAAACUUCAAAAUUUAUGUUGAAUCUUUCUAUUAAAUUGCAAUGAAA